AUGGGAGCCGACGGAGGAACUAUCGCAAAGAGACAAGAUAUUUUAUCACUCCAUUCCAAUCUGGUAUCUUCUUUCAAGCAGAAAGGAGACGAUAACGAAGAAACAUUAUUGAAAAGCUGUGCCAUCUCAUCGUUGCCGUUAUAUACAAAAUCAAAUGACCCUAUAGUAGGUGAUUAUAAAGGUCGGUUAUACCUCAAAGAGAAGAUUAUUGAGUAUUUACUCGAGUCUAAAACUGAUAAAUCUAAAAUAAGGCCUUCAUUCAAAUAUGUAAAGUCCUUGAAAGACCUUUGUCCCGUAUACAUAAAAUGGACCGAAACCGCGCAAGGAGAGCACAAUAUUGAAUGUCCUAUUACAAAAGAACUGAAGACUACUAAAGUGGAAUAUGUAUAUCUUCGACCUUGUGGCUGUGUAAUGUCACAUAAAGGACUAAAAGAGCUUAAUAAGCAUAUCAAAAUGGACUCGGGGCCCGUGGAGAGUAGAUGUCCAACCUGUUCCAAAAAGUUUCAUUUUGACUACGAUGUUGUAAUAAUUAAUCCCUUGAAUAAGGAGGAUAUUGAUUUGUACAAUGAGAAGAAUUAUAGAUACUUAAGGAAUGAACUACGUUUGAGCCAUUCGAGCAUUCCUUUAAAGAAGGAUAACAAAGCGAAUGGUGUAGGAACCUCGAGCAAAAAGAGAAAGCAAGAUCAAAAACCAGUAAAUGAUCUUGAAAAGAAACAAAAGACUAAUCCAAUUUUAGCAUUAAAAUAA
Messenger RNA from Hemisphaericaspora subhashii, 747 nucleotides. RefSeq lists its product as uncharacterized. The transcript has a single exon. The record is from RefSeq and is a predicted model, not a curated record. Bases 1 to 747 code for a protein of 248 amino acids. Lineage: Eukaryota; Fungi; Ascomycota; Pichiomycetes; Serinales; Debaryomycetaceae. Gene Ontology annotation, cellular component: nucleus. Gene Ontology annotation, biological process: mitotic DNA replication termination; site-specific DNA replication termination at RTS1 barrier.